Molecule: messenger RNA, 1329 nt
Organism: Cucurbitaria berberidis CBS 394.84
Lineage: Eukaryota; Fungi; Ascomycota; Dothideomycetes; Pleosporales; Cucurbitariaceae
Exons: 2
Coding region: 19-1329 (436 amino acids)
Source: RefSeq, a predicted model, not a curated record
CAUCCUCAAUCUUUCAAAAUGUCUCUUUCUACACCACUGACGCCUACAUUGGGGAAUCCAACAGUGAAUGCGUCGUUGCCACCUGGCAGGAAAGACGAGUGCCUUAUAACAACUUGGCCGAAUGGACAAUCAGCGCAAACGAUAUCGGCACCCUGUUCGAGUACUUCUUCACUUGCAAUAAACUCGCAACCUCCUCCACCUGCAGCAAACUCGCAACCUACCCCACCUAUAAUAAACUCGCAACCUGCCCCACCUGUAAUAAACUCGCAACCUCCCCCACCAUCCAGCGCGAAUAAUGGAGCCAGCACUAGUGUUCCUCUUGGACCAACCCAGAGCAACUCCUCAAUACUAUCAAGCUCCUCGCCGACUGGUAUCUCGAAAAUAUCCAAAGAAGGACUUUCUGACGGGGUAGUAGCCGGAGUUGCUAUUGGUACGUUCGUCGCCGGGCUGCUGAUUGCCGGUGCCAUCUUCUUCAUUAUGUUACGUCGCCAGACAAAAAGGCAGUCUUCCGCUGCCGCUUAUCAAAUGCAUCACUUUCCUUCCAACGUAGCGACCAUGCCACCGGGGAAAGGCCCCACGGUUGAUGCUAGCGCCGUUGCGAGUAGCAUUGACGACUUGCUUCCGCAGCCGGUAGCGGAUGAAACUAUCAAAGACGAGCUAUCGAAGAUCCGGGAUAAUAUUAAGAACCAUGCUCGGACAUAUUACCAGUCUACUCCAAUCUCUGUAGCGGGAAUACACGAAACAGGGUUGCGGGAUCUUGCGACUGCAACAGGUGUAAGCCCUUCCGCGCUCGGAAGCGCGUUGUCCAACUCAACCACUAGACAAGACGCACUGCGGCUUGUACUUGGUUGGGUUGUAUUAUCCAAAACGACUGGCGAACACGAUGUUAGUCUACUUCCUGCGGAACUCUCCAGGUUUGUUACUUCGAUUCCCGGGAGAGAUGGCAGUGAUACCAUCCAAUCGACCCUAUACAGCAAAUGGAAGACGAUUACAGGGGUUUUGUUGCAUCAGCGGUUCGGAAAGAAUACGCCAGGCCCCGACCGCGCCCAGAAUUUCGAGAACAUAAUCGCAGAGCUCGACUCAGUCCUAGCUCCGUUUGUUGAAGCGAGCUUGGAUAGUGUUCAACGCCACAAAAACCUCAACAUGAUACUUACGCGAACGGCAAACUUUGCUUUUCUCCUCUUCUCGCAGCCUGGUUCUUUCCACUUCGAUUUCUCAAGUGGAUAUGGUGGCUUGAUUGCGUUCCCAGCUUUGGUGCAAACUAUUAGUGACAAGGGGCAGGUGCUUCGCCCUCAUAGAGUACUUGUCGAGAAGGAGGUUGCGGCAUAA